Messenger RNA from Miscanthus lutarioriparius, 1422 nucleotides. The record is from the annotation of a GenBank genome assembly. NCBI's taxonomy places the organism in Eukaryota, Viridiplantae, Streptophyta, Magnoliopsida, Poales, Poaceae.
AUGGGCACGGGAGCUGCAGCGCUGGUUGCCGCCGCCCUCGCCGUGGUGGUGGUCACGAGGCUGUGGACGGUGCUGGUCCACCUGGUGUGGCGCCCGUACGCCGUCGCGAGGGCGUUCGGGCGGCAGGGCGUCCGCGGGCCGCCGUACCGUGUCUUCGUGGGCAACAGCAAGGAGAUUCAGGCGAUGCGGGCGGCGACGAGCGGCGACACGCUGGACCUCACCUCCCACGACUACAUCCCGCGCGUGAUGCCGCAGUACCGCGCGUGGAUGUCGCUCUACGGCAAGGUGUUCCUGACGUGGUCCAGCUCGACUCCGGCGCUGUUCGUGGGCAGCUACGACAUGGUGAAGCGGGUCCUCUUCGACAAGUCAGGGCUGUACGGCAAGACGGACCCGGGCCCCACCAUACUGUCCCUGAUGGGCAUGGGCCUCGUCUUCACCGACGGCGACGACUGGUCACGCCAUCGCCGCGUCGUGCACCCGGCGUUCGCCAUGGACAAGCUCAAGUCGAUGACGGGGGCGAUGGCGGAGGUGAUCCGGGGUGAGGAAGCGCGCGCCGCGGCGUCGGCGAGCGGGGAGGGGGUAGUGACGGUGGAGGUGGGGCAGCAGUUCACGGAGCUGACCGCCGACGUGAUCUCGCACACGGCGUUCGGCAGCAGCUACCGGCAGGGGAAGGAGGUGUUCCUGGCGCAGCGGGAGCUCCAGUUCAUCGCCUUCGCGUCCAUCGACAACGUGUGCGUUCCGGGCAUGCAUUACGUGCCCACCAAGGCAAACGUGCGCCGGUGGCAGCUCGAGCGCACGGUGCGGGGCACGCUCAUGGCCAUCAUCGGCGAGCGCCUCGACGCUGCAAAGGAGGCGAGGGGUUACGGCAGCGACCUGCUCGGCCUCAUGUUGGAGGCCAACGCCGCCGGCGACGACGGCAAGAGGCAGCAGCAGGCCAUGAGCAUGGAUGAGAUCAUCGACGAGUGCAAGACCUUCUUCUUCGCCGGCCACGACACGACCUCGCACCUCCUCACCUGGGCCAUGUUCCUCCUCGGCACGCACCCCGAGUGGCAGCAGCGGCUUAGGGAGGAGGUGAUCCGGGAGUGCGUCGGCGCCGAGGUGCCCCUCCGUGGCGACGCCCUCAACAAGCUCAAGCUCGUGACCAUGGUGCUGUACGAGACGCUCCGGCUAUACGGCUCGGUGCCGAUGAUCGCGAGGCAGCCGACAGCGGACGCGGACCUCUGCGGCGUGAAGCGGUCGUGCAUCGGGCAGGACUUCGCGAUGCUGGAGGCCAAGGCCACGCUGGCGCUCAUCCUGCGGCGGUUCGCCUUCGAGGUGGCGCCGGAGUACGUGCACGCGCCGGCCGACUUCCUGACUCUGCAGCCGUCGAAAGGGCUCCCCGUCGUGCUCAGGCUCUUGGAUCCGCACACUUUGGCCAGUUGA